AUGAAAUUUAUCUACAACCACUCAACAACCCAGCAAGCUCUAAAGGAAUGGGGCAGCCUUGACAAAGUUGAAACUGCUCAAUUCUACUUCUGGAAUGCGGGAAACCAGAUGCAAAAGUCCUUAGAAGGCCUUCUACAAUCACUGGUGCAUCAAGUCCUUGAAAGGUACCAGUCAUUAAUCCCGACCGUCUGCCCAUCAAGAUGGGAAGAGGCAGAGUUUACGGAGCAACUGAAGCCUUGGACCUACGACGAGCUCUCUGAUGCUCUACGGGCAUUAGCCAGGCAAAAUCUUCAUAACACAAAGUUCUGUUUCUUUGUCGACGGCCUUGACGAAUACGACAUAACUACAUCCGACAGAGACCACAAAGAUCUUCUGUGUGUUUCCAGUCGGCAGUGGGAAGUAUUUGAGCAGGAGCGUGGAAAGAUGGAAUGGAAGCUCCGUUUGCAGGAUUUGACAAGAAACGACAUCAGGCUCUAUGUCGCUCACAGUCUGGAAUCCGACAGCCGGUUCAAAAGCCUUCAACUGAGAGAUGGCAAUUGUGCGAGCCUAGUGGAUCUUAUCAGUAACAAGUCCCAGGGUGUCUUUUUGUGGGUGUAUCUUGUGGUCCGCUCACUUCUGCGCGGCCUACAAGAAGAAGACAAUGCCUCCGAAUUACUGGGACGGGUCGAACAACUACCUGAAGAUCUGGAAACAUACUUUAAGCUCAUGUUCGAGUCAAUUGAAAAGUAUCACCGAAGGCAAGCGGCCGAGAUACUUCAAGUUGCCAUUGCAGCAGAAGAACCACAAUCGAUUGCUGCCUAUUCAUUCCUAGACCUAGAGCGCCAGGAACCAGAAUAUGCUUGGAACAUGCCUCUGAGAGAGAUAUCUGAUUUGGAGGCCGAAGAAAUGUAUUUGAAAAUGCGCAACCGCCUGGAUGCACGCGCAAAAGACCUUCUAGAGGUGCAGCUCUCGCCUUCGACAGAUACUAGCAUGCCGCUGUUUCUUCGCUAUCAGGUUACCUUCCUUCACCGAACAGUUAAAGAUUUCCUCGAGACCAAAGACAUGGAUAACCUUCUACCCUCUUGCGAGUCUGUGCAAGGCAUCCUUGGGUCAAAUCAAAUCCUUGGAUUGGACAAGCAAAAUCCCACACGGAGUUUGGUUAAUAGACUAUCCUUCAAGGGUCAGAAUCAUAUUUGA
Aplosporella prunicola CBS 121167 is the source of this 1176-nucleotide messenger RNA. RefSeq lists its product as uncharacterized. NCBI's taxonomy places the organism in Eukaryota, Fungi, Ascomycota, Dothideomycetes, Botryosphaeriales, Aplosporellaceae. Bases 1 to 1176 code for a protein of 391 amino acids. The record is from RefSeq and is a predicted model, not a curated record. The transcript is spliced from 3 exons.